CCGGAGAUUGGACGAGCAUGUGGAACACCUGCGCACCGUUUUGGAGCGGCUACGACAGGCCAAGUACAAAGCAAACCGCGACAAGUGCGAGUUCGCACAGCAGGAGCUGGAGUACUUGGGACACUAUGUGACGCCGCAAGGCAUCCGUCCGCUUGCGGACAAGAUCGAGGCCCUACGAGUAUGGCCCGAGCCCACCAACACCACGAAUGUUUGUUCAUUCAUGGGGUUGGCGGGCUACUAUCAACGAUUCAUCACCGGAUACUCCAGGAUCGCUGCACCUAUGACGAGGUUACAAUCGCCAAAGGUGCCAUUCGUAUUCGAUGACGACGCACGCCGGUCAUUCCAAGCACUUAAGACGGCUAUGCUCAUGGCACCCGUCCUUAGCAUCUAUGACCCCACCCUGCCGACGCGAGUGACUACGGACGCUUCCGACUAUGGCAUUGGGGCAGUCUUGCAACAGCACGACGGCGGCGACUGGCACCCUAUGGAGUAUUUCAGCCACAAAGUGCCUCCCAUCAACUCGCUUGAUGAUGCAAGGAAGAACGAGCUGCUCGCAUUGAUGGCUCUCAAGCGCUGGCCGCACUUCCUCCUUGGGCGUCGUAGGUUCACAUGGGUCAGAUAGCAAUCCAUUGACCUACUACAAGACGCAGGACACG
Molecule: messenger RNA, 656 nt
Organism: Chara braunii
Lineage: Eukaryota; Viridiplantae; Streptophyta; Charophyceae; Charales; Characeae
Source: the annotation of a GenBank genome assembly